AAAUAGCAAACAAUUUUAUGGAUAAGAUGAAGUUCUGUGGGGAAUUGGUAACAACCGAGAGGAUGAAGAUAAGUCGUUUUUAUGGCGUGUUAAAGGCAGAAGUUAGAGAGUUCAUCACUCCCUCAAAAUGUGAAACUCUUGAAGAGCUCAUUGAUUUAGCGCGGGAUAGAGAGAUCGAAAUUAAAAGGCAAGAGGAGCGAGGUGAAAAGAGGCCAAGUGAAAAAGGUGCAAGUUUUAGUCCAUCCAAAAAGGGGAAGUUUCAGGAUCAAGGAAGAAAGGGUAAGUCGAAAGGUGGGAUUACACCAUGCAAGACGUGUGGAAAGCUUCAUACCGGAGAGUGUUUGCUAGGUAAGAAGGGGUGCUUUAAAUGCGGUAAGGAGGGGCAUUCGUCCUAUCAAUGCCCGGACAACCCAAAGACUUGUUUCAACUGUUUCGAAAAAGGGCAUAUCAAGUCGGAAUGUCCAAAGCUUCAACAAGGGUCAAAGAAAGAAGAUAAGAAGCAAGAGGGUUCUAGGGCAAAGGGGAGAAUGUUUCAGAUCACGUCUGAAGAAGCCAAGUCCCAACCAAAUGUGGUUUCAGGCGUGAAGGAAGAAAGCUCUAACACUAGUCAAGCGGGAGGUGUACAAGAUCGAGGUAAAGCACCUCUAUAGGCGAUAUGGAGAUAUGGAACGAGCACAUGUUCAAGCCUUAUAAUACCAAGCGCUUCCGCAACUUAUAUGCAUGUUUUUGGGUUCUUGUUUUGUUACUUGGUUAAACUUUGUCAAAUUGUUUUAGGUUUGAAAAUUAGUUAUUUUCGUUGGAAUGGUUUUAUGUAAAAUGGGUCGUAUGUAAACGUUGUAUGUUAUGUCAAAACAGGGGGUAUGUCCGUUUUGCAAACGGGUCAUGCCCAAUUUUUGUAAAAAUUUCUUUAAGUGUUAAAGUGGUAUUUUAAUUGUCCGAAAAA
This is a messenger RNA of Helianthus annuus (common sunflower), 943 nucleotides long. Its product is annotated as DNA-binding protein HEXBP. The record is from RefSeq and is a predicted model, not a curated record. Bases 18 to 650 code for a protein of 210 amino acids. Gene Ontology annotation, molecular function: zinc ion binding; nucleic acid binding. NCBI's taxonomy places the organism in Eukaryota, Viridiplantae, Streptophyta, Magnoliopsida, Asterales, Asteraceae. The transcript has 3 exons.